UUUCCCUCCCACCCCUGUGCUGCCCCAUCAUGCUUGGAGACCACAGCAGUCUGCCCGCAGACCGAGCUCUGCUCAGCCAGCCCCCCAAAACUGGACUCCGCUGCAAAAUGGUGCUUCAGGCAGUUGGCAGAGUGCUCAGGAAGUCAAAAGCGAAGCCUAACGGGAAGAAGCCUGCCACGGAGGAGAAGAAGAUGUACCUGGAACCAGAGUACACCAAGUCCAGGAUCACGGACUUUGAGUUCAAGGAGCUGGUGGUGCUGCCGCGGGAGAUCGACCUCAACGAGUGGCUGGCCAGCAACACCACAACGUUCUUCCACCACGUCAACCUGCAGUAUAGCACCAUCUCAGAAUUCUGCACAGGAGAAGCGUGCCAGACCAUGGCCGUUUGCAACACACAGUACUACUGGUACGACGAGCGGGGGAAGAAGGUCAAGUGCACGGCCCCACAGUACGUCGACUUUGUCAUGAGCUCCGUGCAGAAGCUGGUGACUGAUGAGGACGUGUUCCCCACGAAAUAUGGCAGAGAAUUCCCCAGCUCCUUCGAGUCUCUGGUGAAGAAGAUCUGCAAGUACCUGUUCCACGUACUGGCACACAUCUACUCAUCCCACUUCAAGGAGACCCUGGCCCUCGAGCUGCACGGACACUUGAACACACUCUACGUCCACUUCAUUCUUUUUGCCAGGGAGUUCAACCUGCUCGACCCCAAAGAGACCGCCGUCAUGGACGACCUCACGGAGGUGCUGUGCAGCGGCGGGGGCCACGGAGGGGGCGGCGGGGACGGGACCGGCAGCGGGGGCACGGGGGCACAGAACCAUGUGAAGGAGAGGUGAGCCCCCGGCUGGCAGGCGUGCACGUGUGCAGAGAGACGGUGGUACGGGUGCUGCGCGUCUGCGUGUGCGCACACAUGCCGGCAUGCUCGGCCAGAGGUCAGAGGGGACGCUGUCCCCGGCUGGCUGCGCAGAGUGGGGCUCCCUGGAAGCUGGCGGGCGCAGCGCGUCUGACCGGCUCCCCACGCGGUUUCCUGUUGGAUGGAUGAGUGCCGCUUGUCACGAAGAACUCUGGACUUCCUUCACUUGCUCAGCAAACGUUAUGGGACUGGCGAUCUGCAUUUCCUUCUGUGGGGUCCUUCCUUUGGUCUUCCGUGCAGCCCAGCCCCACCUCCCCCGAGGGCUCUGCCAUUUGAGAGAAAUCCACCAGGGAGGGACGGGCUCCCCCAGGAGGCUUGGUGUGCAGACGUCUCGUUCCGCUCGGUUUGGUUUUGUUUUCGGGGGUGGGGUUAUUUUUAGAGAUUCCUGCCGGGCUCCCCCUCCUGUCUCCCGGCCUGGCCUGGAUCUUGACUGUCGGGAGCUCCCUGAGGGUGGGGAGGGGGAGGC
This is a messenger RNA of Ceratotherium simum simum (southern white rhinoceros), 1373 nucleotides long. The record is from RefSeq and is a predicted model, not a curated record. Lineage: Eukaryota; Metazoa; Chordata; Mammalia; Perissodactyla; Rhinocerotidae.